This is a messenger RNA of Eimeria necatrix, 834 nucleotides long. RefSeq lists its product as hypothetical. The transcript has 2 exons. Bases 1 to 834 code for a protein of 277 amino acids. Lineage: Eukaryota; Apicomplexa; Conoidasida; Eucoccidiorida; Eimeriidae. Gene Ontology annotation, molecular function: ice binding. The record is from RefSeq and is a predicted model, not a curated record.
AUGCUUUGGGGUGUAGUAUUUGACCUAGCUGCUGCAGCAGCAACAGCAAGUACUGCUGCAGCAGCAACAGCAAGUACUGCAGCAGCAACAGCAAGUUCUACUGCAGCAGCAACAGCAAGUUCUACAGCAGCAAGUACUGCUGCAGCAGCAGCAGCAAGUACUGCUGCAGCAGCAACAGCAAGUACUGCUGCAGCAGCAACAGCAAGUUUUACUGCAGCGGCAACAGCAAGUUCUACUGCAGCAGCAACAGCAAGUACUGCUGCAGUAGCAGCAGCAGCAGCAACAGCAAGUACUGCUGCAGUAGCAGCAGCAAGUACUGCUGCAGUAGCAGCAGCAAGUACUGCUUUAGCAGCAACAGCAAGUACUGCUGCAGCGGAAACAGCAAGUACUGCAGCAGCAACAGCAAGUGCUGCUGCAGCAGCAACAGCAGCAGGUGUUGCGGGCACUGCUUCAGCAAGCACAGCGGCUGCCCCAGCAGCAGCAGCAAAUACUGCUGCAGCAGCAGCACCAAAUGCCACCGCAGCAGCAACAGCAGCAAAAGUUGCAGCAGCAGCAGCAGCAAGUGCUGCCAAAGCAGCGGCAGCAGCAAAUACUGCUGCGGCUGCAGCAAAUGCUGCUGCAGCAGCAGCGAUACUAGCAAAUACUGCAGCAAUACCAGCAAAUACUGCAGCAGCAGCAGCAAGUAGCGCUGCAGCAGCAGCAGCAGCAAAUAGUGCAGCAGCAGCAGCAGCAGCAGCAAAUAGUGCUGCAGCAGCAACAGAAGCGUCGGCGACGGCCACCGCGGCAGCAGAAGCGCUUCAAACCCUCGAGUGUUUUGUGAAGAUUGAGAAGUAA